UGACCAGAGAAAAAGGGACAGCACUUGAUUCUAACGUAAUAACCCUGCAGUGUUCUAUAUACACAGAGGAAUGUCCUUCUUAAAACAGUGACAGCACAACAAAUACUGCAAAAAAGACGAGACAGGAAAAAGGAUCAACAGAAAAAAUAAAAGAUGGAUUAGAGUGGAACAGGAUACUGGAUCACAUCAACCCAACAGUAGACAUAAAGACAUUUGGUAGCCAUGGAGACAGAGGGCACUGUGGCCUCGAACCAACAUAGUCGGAAAACCCGCUUGAGUUUCAGCACAAUCAUAAGUGCACGCUAUGGCUCCAUAAGCUCUGAGUUACCAGAUGGCAAUGCAUCCUCAGUACAGACAACCUCCAUCUCCCCGAGGCGCUCCUACAUUGCAGUGGCAGUGCUCUGCUAUAUUAAUCUCCUCAACUACAUGGACCGUUAUACCAUAGCAGGUGUGCUGCUUAGCAUCCAGAAGUACUUUGAUAUCAGUGACAGCACAUCUGGCCUCCUGCAGACAGUUUUUAUCUGUAGCUUUAUGUUCUUGGCCCCAGUUUUUGGUUACCUUGGAGACCGUUAUGACAGGAAGCUAAUCAUGAUUGCUGGGUUGUUUGUGUGGAUUGUCACGACCCUGGGAAGCUCUUUCGUCAAACAGUCGCACUUCUGGAUUCUGCUUCUGACGAGGGCACUAGUUGGUACAGGAGAAGCCAGUUACUCAACCAUUGCUCCCACAGUCAUUGGUGACUUGUUCGCUGGCACCCAGAGGACUCUCAUGAUCUCCUUCUUCUAUAUUUUCAUACCGGUUGGAAGUGGUCUUGGAUAUAUAUUGGGGGCAACAAUAGCUAAUGCAACAGGGGACUGGAGAUGGGCCCUGAGGGUAAAUCCUGCUCUGGGAGCACUGGGCAUACUGCUUCUGGUGUUUCUAAUUACUAAUCCUCCUCGGGGAGCCUCAGACAACCACGGAGGAGCAGCCAUGGAAAGCACAUCCUACCUUGAGGACGUCAAGUACCUCCUGAAGAAUCGUAGUUUUGUCUGGUCAUCUUUUGGCGUGACUGCCAUGGCUUUUGUCACAGGGGCUUUGGCCUUCUGGACCCCCACCUUCCUGUCCCGUGCCCAGGUUGCACAGGGAAACAGGCUACCUUGUGGAGUAGAGCCCUGUAACCCUAUAGACAGUUACAUCUUCGGGGCAAUCACAGUGGUGACGGGGAUUGUGGGAGUGUUUCUGGGCACUGGCAUAUCAAAGAAGCUGAGAGACAGAGUACCCAAUGCAGAUCCUCUCAUAUGUGCUGUGGGCAUGCUCAGUUCCUCACCCUGCUUUUUCAUCGCCAUCAUGCUAGCAUCCACCAGCAUCCCAGCCACAUAUACAUUCAUUGCUAUUGGAGAGACUCUGCUGUCCCUCAACUGGGCUAUUCUGGCUGACAUCCUACUGUAUGUUGUCGUGCCUACUAGAAGAGCGACAGCUGAAGCCUUACAGAUUAUGGUCUGUCAUCUCCUCGGAGAUGCAGGAAGUCCAUACCUUAUUGGUGCGAUCUCAGAUGCCCUACGCAAGUAUAAACCAGACUCUCCUAGCUGGGACUUCCGUAGACUGGAAUAUAGCAUUCUUCUCUGCCCCUUUAUUGGGGUCCUGGGUGGCCUGUUUUUCCUUAUGACCUCUCUGUAUAUAAAAGAGGACAGGAAAGCUGCACAACUGCUUGUGUCAGGACAGGCUAAUGGGCAGCCGGCAACAUCCACAGAGUCAGUGUGACCUUAUAAACAUCAACCAAAACAGGCAAUCAUGUUCACCACCAGAUCUUGGGUGAGCUUUGCUUGAUCAAGCAGGCUCUUAGAGACACAACAUUGAUUGAUGGACUGAUUUUGGACAAAUUUGUUUUUCAUGUUUUUUGAACAUUUUUAAAAUAAUCAUGACUCACACUUGUGCGAGAGUAACUUUCCAUUAUCUUGCUUUUCUUAGAUUGCCAUAUUUUGCCAUUUUCACACACUAAUCCUAAUCAAAAAUUGAUCACCAAAGCUGUGCCAUGUACAGUUUGUGUGGGCAGUUUGUGUGAGGGUCUAUGCGGUCAUGUUAAACAGUGAGCAUUUUGAAGCUUUCGUCCUGCUUUUUUUCGGCAGCUGUGUGCUACUAAUGGGAGCCUCAGGGGAACGAGGGGAGAGAACAGCCCCUCCUGCAUUUAAACUGGAAUCUUGAAAUACUGUAUGUGCCAAAUUACUCUUCUAGAGACUUUUUAUUUUCAUCUAGAGAGUGUAGACUGAGACAGAGAAUGUAUAGGAAAUUCAUAUUUUAAUAACAUUAUAAUUUUUAAUGUCCAUCUUUUUAAAGCUUUUAAAUAAAUAUAAUAUAUAAAAUA
This is a messenger RNA of Myxocyprinus asiaticus (Chinese sucker), 2338 nucleotides long. Its product is annotated as protein spinster homolog 3-like. The record is from RefSeq and is a predicted model, not a curated record. Gene Ontology annotation, molecular function: transmembrane transporter activity. Gene Ontology annotation, cellular component: membrane. NCBI's taxonomy places the organism in Eukaryota, Metazoa, Chordata, Actinopteri, Cypriniformes, Catostomidae. The transcript is spliced from 13 exons. Gene Ontology annotation, biological process: transmembrane transport. The coding region runs from base 223 to 1737 and encodes 504 amino acids.